AUGUUAAUUCAAGAUGAGCUUAACUAUGAUCUCGGUAUUAUUGAAGUUGAGUAUCAAGAUUUGUAUUCCAAAUUAAAUGUCGCGCAAAAAAUUUUUUAUCACACCAUUAUGAAUGCGGUUAACAACAAACAAGGUGGUGUCUUUUUCCUUUAUGGUUACGGAGGAACCGGAAAAACAUUUGUUUGGAAGACCUUGUUUGCUGCUAUUAGAUCCAUAGGUGAAAUUGUUAUCAACGUUGCUUCAAGUGGAAUUGCAGCACUAUUGCUCCAUGGUGGUAGGAAAGCGCAUUCAAGAUUUAUUAUCCCAAUUAACUUGACCGAGAAUUCAUUUUGUUCUAUCGCGCCAGACAGUGAUCUUGCUGCACUACUGAACAAAGUGAGACUUAUCAUUUGGGAUGAAGCUCCGAUGAUGCACCGUCAUUGUUUUGAAGCAUUUGAUAGGACACUUAGAGACAUUAUCCGUUCAUCUGACAGGAAUAAAGCGUUUGGCGGCAAGACCAUUGUAUUUGGAGGUGACUUUAUACAAAUUCUUCCAGUAAUACAAAGAGGUAAUCGUUCGGAUAUUGUGCAGACAUCGUUACAUUCAUCAAGAUUAUGGAGUGAAUGUACAGUUUUACGUUUAACGGUAAACAUGAGGCUUCAGGUUGGUUGUCCAACUAAUGAUUUGGAUGAGACAAAAGCAUUUGCAGAAUGGAUUCUUAAAAUUGGUGAAGGUAAUAUUGGUGGUCCUAAUGAUGGUGAAGCUGAAGUUGAAUUUACAAAAGAUGUUAUCAUUCGCUCUAUAGGUGACCAUAUUCAUUCAAUUGUAUCGACCAUUUAUCCGUCUUUUGAAAGCCAUCUUGAUGACCCAUCAUAUUUUCAAGAUAAGGCUAUUUUGGUUCCUACAAAUGAAGAAGUCGAUGCUAUCAAUGACUACAUGUUAGGAUUGAUGAAAGACGAAGGGAAAACUUAUCUGAGUUCAGAUUCUUUAUGUGAGACAGAAUCAGCAGAUUGUUUUGAGGAAUCAGUUUACUCUCCGGAUGUACUGAAUGCUUUUAAGGCAUCUGGAAUUCCCAACCAUAAACUCACAUUAAAAACAGGUGUUCCGGUCAUGUUGCUUCGUAAUAUUGACCAAACCAAAGGUCUAUGCAAUGGUACAAGGUUACAAAUAGUUAGGCUUGGAAAACAUGUCAUUGAGGCACGCAUUAUAGCUGGUAGAUUCUUCAAUGAGACUGUUUAUAUACCUCGCAUGAAGUUAACUCUGUCUGAUAAAAGAAUCCCCUUCCGUUUUCAGCAGAGACAAUUUCCCGUAGCUAUUUGUUUUGCUAUGACCAUUAACAAGAGUCAAGGGCAGUCAUUAUCAACUGUUGGAUUUUUUAAAAUCACCAUUAUAGUUGAAGAUAUUACCGGUUCGGUGUCACUUACUUUAUAUGAUUCUGGCGCAAAGAAGCUUAUAAGAAAAAACGCACAAGAGUUGGUUGAUCAGUUCAAUGAGGAUGGUAAUAACGAAAUUUAUCCAUCUGAAUAUACUAUUGGAAAAAAAGAUGGCGUUCAAAAUUCAAAUUACACAUGA
This is a messenger RNA of Lactuca sativa (garden lettuce), 1551 nucleotides long. Lineage: Eukaryota; Viridiplantae; Streptophyta; Magnoliopsida; Asterales; Asteraceae. The record is from RefSeq and is a predicted model, not a curated record.